UGAUGGAUGGCUUCUGGAGGCGAUGGGGAGGCAGUGGAGUUUUUGGAGUAUUGCUGUAUUCAAUAUAAUUGAAGAAAUGAGAACUUUUAAAACGUUUUCAAUUAUUAUUGAAAAGUGUUAUGUAUGAAUGUGGUAUCAGCUGGGAGGAGCUUGUGUCAUCUGUGCGCAGCUGAUAGAGAGGAUUUCACGCUCUGGGCCUCACGGCUUCUACUUCUCCUUCUUCUUCUUCUGGUUACUUCCUGCAUCCGCUGUUCUUCAUUUGCUUCUUCUUGUUCUUGACAGGUUGACUGCUCCUCAUUUCUUCUUCUUCUUCUUCUUCUUGAUGUUCAUUUUCUGACCGGACUGCAGCCAUCUCACGAAAGCGACGAUGGCUGCAGUGAAAUCUUGAAAGCAGACGCCAGGACGUCAUGGAGGACGACAGCAAAACGACCGAGGACCGAGCGGCGCAGUCGGCUGCUCGAGGGAGCGUCCCGGAGGACCGUUCCAAUGGAGAGAGCGGCUCGGACUCGGGCGAGGAGACGGCGGCGUCGGCGGCGUUGUUGACGUCGGACGCGGACGAGGUGGCCACCAAGGCCGUGGCGUCCUCGCCCGACGGGCGAUUCCUCAAGUUUGACAUCGAGAUCGGACGAGGAUCCUUCAAGAACGUCUACAAGGGCCUUGACACCGAGACCACCGUCGAGGUGGCCUGGUGCGAGCUGGAGACCCAGCGGCUGACCCGUGCCGAGCGUCAGCGUUUCGGAGAGGAGGUGGAGAUGCUGAAGGGGCUCCAGCACCCGAACAUCGUCCGUUUCUUCGACUCGUGGAAGUCGGCGCCGAACGGUCGCAAGUGCACCGUCCUGGUGACCGAGCUCAUGACGUCGGGGACCCUCAAGACUUACCUUCGCAGAUUCCGUCCAAUGAAGCUGAAACUGCUUCGGCGUUGGAGCUUCCAGAUCCUCAAAGGUCUUCACUUCCUGCACUCGCGCAGCCCUCCUAUCCUGCACCGGGACCUCAAGUGUGACAACGUCUUCAUCACGGGACCCUCGGCCUCCGUCAAGAUCGGAGACCUAGGCCUGGCCACCCUCAAGAAGGCCUCCUUCGCCAAGAGCGUCAUCGGAACCCCGGAGUUCAUGGCUCCCGAGAUGUACGAGGAGAAGUACGACGAGGCGGUGGACGUGUACGCCUUCGGGAUGUGCAUCCUGGAAAUGGCCACGUCCGAGUACCCGUACUCAGAGUGCGAAAACGCCGCUCAGAUUUACCGCAAGGUCACCAACGGAAUCAAGCCGGACAGUUUGUCCAAGGUCACAGUUCCCGAGCUGAAGGACAUCAUCGAGGGAUGCAUCCACACCGACAGCAGCGAGAGGUUCACAGUUCAGGACCUUCUGGAACAGCGCUUCUUCCAGGGUCAGCUGGGCGUUCACGUGGAGCCGGCCGAGGACGACGACGGCAGCAAGUCGGCGCUCAUGCUGUGGCUGAGGACGGACGGCCCCAAGAGGCUUCACGGAAAAUACAAAGACAACAACGCCAUCGAGUUCCUCUACGAGCUCCACAACGACGUCCCCGAGGUGGUCGCCCAGGAGAUGGUGGUGCUGGGAUUUGUGUCGGAGGGCGACUACAAGCUGGUGGCGAUGGCCAUCCGAGACGGCGUCACCGCGAUCAAGCGGCAGCGGGUCAAACAGCGCCGAUUGGCCGAAGAGGCCGCCCAGGAGAGCGAAGGCCGCCCGCCCCCGCCUCCCAAGUCAUCCGAUCAGCAACGAGAGAACUCCGAAGCUACCGCCGCAUCCUGGCUACAAGCCCCGCCCCCUGCCGCAGUGACACCAUCCCCUGGAGGCCAGGUGCAUGAUGGAAGCGAAACGAUGGCCACUGCAGCGAAACGACUGUCGGAAGCCGCUCCGGAAGCUGCUACGGAAGCCCCGCCCCCUCCUGUCACUUCUCAGCUAAGCGCUUACGCCUCGCCGCCCAGGGCCCGGCUGUCGAAGGCUCCGCCCUUUCCUGUGCUGCGCUACCCCAGGAGCCUCGCGGUGUCGCAACAUGAGCCUACGCAAGCGAUACACGGGGUCUCCUCACCUGCCGACAGCUGCGCAUCUGACGUGACGUCGGGUUUGAGUGACGGCAACGACGGCCAAUCAGACAAGAGCUACCAGGAAGUGACCGAGCGGCAUCCUGACAGGAAGUUGAGGAGGAAAAUGAGGGCACAGCUGAGGCUCACAGGGGUCUCCAACAUGGCCGACCGCGUGGUGGAAUGUCAGCUGAGCACUCAUGACAGCAAGAUGGUGACCUUCAAGUUUGACCUAGACGGUGACAACCCCGAAGACAUCGCCUCCGUGAUGUUGCACAGAGACUUCAUCCUGGCGAGCGAGCGAACAGCAUUCGUCCUGCGCAUGUAUGACAUCAUCGGCAGGGCGGAGUCUAUGAUGAUGCAACAGAAGCAGACCGAGACGGCGGCCGAGCGCUCGUCCAGUACGCCGUCCGGCCCCCCAUUCGAUGAUUUGGCGGAGGCUGAGCAGUCCCCCUCCAAGGAUGUCAAGGCUGAGGCCACGCCCCUCGCCGCACCGCCGCUGUCGCAGUCUUCCUACAAUUCCGCCACCCCGGCCCCCCACACAGAGGCCCCACCGUCUGCCCAGUAUCCCUCUCAGCCUCUGGCGUACGCUCCCUACGCCUCGGCCACUGCCCCCCCUCCUCAGUGGCCGCCCACCAGCGCCCCUCCGCUCUCCUCCCCCGUGGGCGGGGCCCCUCAGUGGCCACCCCCCGACCAACCUCUCUUCUCUCUGGCCAACAUGAUGUCGCUAGCCAUGAGCAUGGCCAGCUCCUUGCUGCCCGCGCACGGGCUCCCUCCGCCCUUCACGCCCCCCAUCCGCCCCUUCUGGCCUUCCGUGUUGCCUGCGUUGGGCCACGCCUCCUUCCGGGCACCUUCGCCCACUGGGACAGGCGGCGCCCGUCGGGAGCAACAGGGGGCGUCGGUCAGCUGCAGCCCCACAGAGCUAAGUUACCCCUCAACCCUGCCCCCUCAUGGUUCCGCCCCACCCCCAAUCCCGCUAGCCCCGCCUCUUCAACACACGCAAGCGCAGUCCGCCGUCACACCAUCAACCGGACCGCCGGCCAAAUGUGACGCAAUGACUCCGCCCACCCGAAGCGUGGGUCGUUUCCAAGUGACAAGCUCUGAACCCCAGACGGCGCGCUCCCCGCCCCCGUCUCAGAUGAGCCAAUCGGAGAGCUCCGAGAGCGUCUCAGAGGAAGAGAGCCAAUCAGAGAGCAGUUGCUCUGGCGACGCGGGUGGACGGCCGGAUGAGCGGAGGAGGAGGGGCGGGCGCAAGGUGACCACCGGUGCGUGGGAGGGGACGUCCGGCGGCCAGUCGCGGAGCCGCUCUUACGUCACGUCCGACGAAUCGGACGACGACGACGACACGUGGGACGAGCUGAAGGAGAUUCGGGAAAGACACCUGCUGGAGGUGCGCCGCCUGCAGGCCAAUCAGAAGCGAGAGAUGGACGAGCUGUGCCAAAGGAUGGGUAAGGGCCCGCCCCUCGGCGCUGUCGCCCCCGCCGCCAUGUUGAACCAACGUCGCCUCCAUAGGCCUGAUGUGCUGCCCCCCGCAGGUAUCAUGAGAAAGCGUUCUCUGGAGAGGCCGAGCAGAGUGUCGUUUGUGCCGGGACACACGUAUGUGCCUGACACCAACCUGAGUGUUGAAGAUGAAGAUACACGAUGUUGAUCGUCACUGCUUUGAUUCUGGAAGAUUCGCCUUCUGUGAGCGCUCGCGGCUGAUCGAAACAAAGCUAGCACACAGUCGAUGCUAACCCGCUAAUGUAGCUAGCCCCGCUAACAACGCCAGCAGCUUCCAGCUGACAACGCCGUGUGUCGUCAGAGCGCUCCACCUAAUGGGCGGAGUUUAAAGGCUCGGGCCUUUUAACAAAAAACCACAGGACCCGAGAGGGGACGCCAUGACACCUUCGGAACGUCUCGGCAGCCUUUCGGAUCACGGAAUUUCGGCUUAAGCUAAUAAAGUGGAUUCAGCUCAUCGGCUACCUAGCUAGCUACCUAGCCAAGAUGACCGACGAAGAGAGCGCGCGACUUUCCCGGAUCGCCGUUACCAUGACAACUCAAAGAAGGUGCCGUAUCUGCUUGCUAUGAGGUUUGUUGGCGAAAGUGAUAUUGCUGACAAAGGGGAGGUCAACAAAAAACUUCCAAGGACAAAGAACCUCCUUUCAGUUUUUGGAGGAGGAAGUCGGCCUCAUUGUAGGCUUGCAGAGCAGGUGUCUGGCCGCAGCGAAAACACGCUUAGAACGUGAGCGCAACCCUCUGAUCUGAGACUUGCUGGCUGUUAAUAAAGUUUUCUUUGUACAA
Messenger RNA from Phycodurus eques (leafy seadragon), 4318 nucleotides. RefSeq names its product WNK lysine deficient protein kinase 4b (gene wnk4b). Gene Ontology annotation, molecular function: potassium channel inhibitor activity; ATP binding; protein serine/threonine kinase activity. NCBI's taxonomy places the organism in Eukaryota, Metazoa, Chordata, Actinopteri, Syngnathiformes, Syngnathidae. Bases 408 to 3686 code for a protein of 1092 amino acids. Gene Ontology annotation, cellular component: cytosol; cytoplasm. The record is from RefSeq and is a predicted model, not a curated record. The transcript has 24 exons. Gene Ontology annotation, biological process: negative regulation of sodium ion transport; positive regulation of sodium ion transmembrane transporter activity; positive regulation of potassium ion import across plasma membrane.